CAAUUAUCCAAAAAAAAAAAAAAGGCUUACCAAGAAGGAAAAACAAUAAACUAAACAAACCCCAACCCUUUUCUCUCUAAUUUUCUCCCAUUCCUGGUCAUCAAUUUCUCUUUGAAGCCACUCUUCUGUUGUUGAUAUAACCUUCAACUCAAUCCCCCAGAACAACCUAGAAAAAAAGACCACAACUUUAUCCUUUGAGAAGGGACUUUUGUUUUGAAGGAGGAUGGCAACUGGGGAUCUAGAAAGAGGUAAUGGGAAGAACAAUGGAAAUAGCUACAACCGAUCAUCUUCUACCUACUCUGUGGAGAACAAUGAAAAGCAAUGGACUUCAUGGCUUGUUCCGAUGUUUGUGGUGGCUAAUGUCGCUGUUUUUGUUGUGGUGAUGUAUGUUAAUAAUUGUCCUAAGAACAAUUCGGGAUUGGAAGGCAGCUGUGUGGCUAGGUUCCUUGGCAGGCUUUCUUUUCAGCCUACAAGAGAAAAUCCUCUCUUCGGUCCUUCUUCUAAUACAUUGGAAAAAUUGGGAGCACUGGAGUGGGAGAAGAUAGUGCAUGGAAAUCAAGGAUGGAGGCUUAUCACUUGCAUCUGGCUGCAUGCAGGUGUUAUUCAUCUGCUUGCAAACAUGUUGAGCUUGGUCUUUAUUGGAAUACGCCUUGAACAACAGUUUGGAUUCAUACGCGUCGGGCUUAUCUAUCUGUUGUCUGGUCUUGGUGGGAGCGUGCUAUCGGCUCUUUUCAUUCAGCGUAAUAUUUCUGUUGGUGCCUCUGGUGCUUUAUUUGGCCUACUUGGGGCGAUGUUAUCGGAGCUGCUGACUAACUGGACUAUCUAUACAAAUAAGGCCGCAGCGCUUAUCACACUCGUAGUCAUCAUUGCCAUUAACCUAGCAAUAGGGAUUCUUCCUCAUGUUGACAACUUUGCACAUAUUGGAGGUUUCUUGUCCGGUUUUCUCCUCGGGUUUGUUUUGCUGCUUCGUCCCCAGUUCGGUUGGGUGGGACGUAAGAAUCUUCCUGUCGGUGCUCCAGUCAAAUCCAAGCACAAGGCGUACCAAUAUGUGUUCUGGGUGAUCGGUGUGAUUUUACUCAUUGUUGGUUUCACUGUGGGGUUGGUAAUGCUGUUUAGAGGGGAGAACGGAAACGACCAUUGCAGCUGGUGCCAUUACCUGAGCUGUGUUCCUACAUCCAAAUGGCACUGUGGAAAUUGAUGAUAUAUCAUUACCACUUGCUAUUACUAUUUCUUCAUAUCGCUCACUGAUUCUUCCUCGGUUUCAUUUGUUUACAGUUUAUAUAUAUAUAUAUACAUAUAUGCUUAGUUUUUGACGUUAUUUCUUUCGAUGUUAUUUUAUAUGGUUUGACAUUUUAUACAGGAUGAUCUGAAUAUAUAUAUCUUGAUUGUAUGUA
Molecule: messenger RNA, 1394 nt
Organism: Hibiscus syriacus
Lineage: Eukaryota; Viridiplantae; Streptophyta; Magnoliopsida; Malvales; Malvaceae
Product: RHOMBOID-like protein 2
Exons: 5
Coding region: 224-1198 (324 amino acids)
Biological process (GO): proteolysis
Cellular component (GO): membrane
Molecular function (GO): serine-type endopeptidase activity
Source: RefSeq, a predicted model, not a curated record